This is a messenger RNA of Lucilia cuprina (Australian sheep blowfly), 1566 nucleotides long. It is a transcript of the gene sbr, whose product is annotated as nuclear RNA export factor 1. The transcript has 6 exons. Gene Ontology annotation, cellular component: nucleus. The record is from RefSeq and is a predicted model, not a curated record. Gene Ontology annotation, molecular function: protein binding; RNA binding. Gene Ontology annotation, biological process: poly(A)+ mRNA export from nucleus. The coding region runs from base 239 to 1258 and encodes 339 amino acids. Lineage: Eukaryota; Metazoa; Arthropoda; Insecta; Diptera; Calliphoridae.
AAGCUAGACUUUUAUACAAAUAUCAGACUAGACUACAAUACCGACUACAUAAUAGACAUAUGAAAAAUCUAUUAUAUAUCUUUAAAGAAUCAUAAGAAUUCUCUUUAAAUUCUUCUAAAAUUAUAUUAAAAUUACAAAUCUAAUGUACAUUUCUUUUUAUAUAAUUUCAUGUUUUUCAAAAAAAUGUUUUAAAUUAUAACACUCACUCACUUUUCCUCCAUAACAUUCACCCUAAAAUAUGUUAACGAAAAAUAUAUUUUAUUACCCAUAUUUAAUUCACAGUGAAGUACGACGUAAAUUUCCCAAAAUUGUUAAAUUGGAUGGCGAAGACUUGGAACCACAAAUCUUAUUCGAUGUCAAUGACACUUCGACUCUGCCCAAAGCACAGGCUUCAUUUUUAUGUGAUGCCUCAGGUGCUGAUAUAAUAAGACAAUUUUUGGAACAAUAUUUUAUGAUAUUCGAUAGUGAUAAUCGUCAGCCAUUACUGGAUGCUUAUCAUGAACAGGCUAUGAUGUCGAUAUCAGUGCCACCGGCCAGUCAGGCUGGAAGAUUACAUUCAUUUUGGAAAUUUAAUCGUAAUUUCCGUCGUAUUGUUAAUAAUGAGGAUGUAACGAAGAUACGACAAUUGAAGGUGGGACGUUUGGCAGUGGUCUCAACAUUGGCCGAGUGGCCUAAGACACAACAUGAUCCUCAAUCGUUUUCUGUGGAUUUGACUUUGUUUACGCCCAAACUAAUAGCCUUUACCGUUGCUGGUUUAUUCAAAGAAUUAGACUCUUCGAGCAACUCUGGCGGUGACAUACGUUAUUUCCAACGACAAUUUGUUAUUGUACCCGCUGGCGGUGGCUUUUGUAUACGCAAUGAAAUGAUUUUAGUAACAAGUGCAACUGGAGCGCAGGCACGCACAUUCCUUAAACCUCCAGCAGUUGUAAGCACAACACCAACAGCAGCCGGUACUGCUGGCGCCGCAGCCACAGUAACAAAUGCUGCUGCUGGUAGUUUACAAAAUCGUUUACAAAUGAAUCAACCCACGACAUCUGCUGCAGCUUUAAUGCCACCACCAGCUGAUGUUGCUCCCAGACAACCGGACGAAUCUAUGAAAAUGCAAAUGGUCCAAGCCAUGUGUGUUCAAAGUAAUAUGAAUGCCGAAUGGAGCAGAAAAUGUUUGGAGGAAACUAAUUGGGAUUAUAAUCAUGCCGCUUUUGUUUUUGAAAAAUUACAUAAGGAAUGUAAAAUACCCCCUGAGGCUUUUAUAAAAUAAUUUUAUUUAUUUUCUUUUAAUUAAAGUUAAUCCUUGAUUUUUCACUCUCUUUCUCGCCCCCGUAAUAUUAUUUAUCUGUAAUAACUUAAGAAUUUGGAAAAAAAACUUUUUUAAUAAUUUUGAAAGAAAUUUGAAACCAUUUUUCCCCCCAAAACAUAUCGCUUGAAUUAAUAAAUAGCUGUAAUUUUAUAUUAUUAUAUUUUUGACUUGGUUUUGCUUAUUAAAUAUUACUUUUUAUAUAUAUAUUCAUAAAGAAAUCUUAACAUAAACUUUAUUUAGUUUAUAAAUAUAGAAAAAAAAGCUGUUAG